CUACCAUUAAAAUUUCCACUUGCACCACGCACGUGCUAUGGCCGCUGCAGCAAACAAGCCGCCCCCUGCGCUGCUCGCCGUCGCGGCCGCGGCCAUCGCCUGCAUCCUGCUCGCCGCGGACGCGGCCUCGGCGGCGGGCCAUCAGUACCAGCUGCAGCGGCGGCGGCCGGUGCACCUGCGGAUGUACAUGCACGACGUGAUCUCCGGGCCGGGGCAGACGGCGAUCCGGCUCAUCUGGGGCGUGGGCCCGCCGCACGCGUCCAUGCCGGGCAGGACCUUCGGCGACACGGUGGCGGUGGACGACCUCGUGACGGAGGGGCCCCGGAUCGACUCGCCGGCGGUGGGGCGGGCGCAGGGCACGUACAUGCUCAGCUCCCAGCGCGAGGCCGUCCUGGUGGUGGCCGUCACCGUGGCGCUCACCGCGGGGCCCUACAACGGCAGCACCUUCGUGGUGGCCGGCCGCGACCGGGUCCGCGACGAGACGAGGGAGCUCGCGGUGGUCGGCGGCACGGGCGCGCUCCGGGAGGCCACUGGGUACGUGCUGUGGAGGACGGCCAAGGUGUGGUCGGAGAUUCACAUGGCGCUGGAGCUCGACGUGCACGCGUCCCUGCCGCCGCCGCCGCAGGAAGACGGCGCCGCAGCUACCGAAUGGCUCCAUGGACAAAUGCCGGCAAAUAACCCCAUCGCCACCGCCGGCGGCGACGCCAUCUAUCCAAACAAAGCCUGUUGUCUAGACCGGUUGCGAUGAGGAGGAAGAGUACUCCGACCCUCCAAACGACAAGCUCAUCCGGACAGGUUGCUGCUGCCAAAGCAUUAUUAAUAUAUUGUCUCCAUACUGUAUAAAACAAAAAUUAUUCCAGGGGCUCAAUCAGCUGUCCCCUUGACACCAACUUAAUUAUCAUAGUAUAAUGAAUGAGGAUAAUUUGUCUCUUGCAUAAAACAUGCUGGUACUAAUUUGAGACCCCCAAGAGAAUAUAAACACCAUUG
Oryza brachyantha (malo sina) is the source of this 987-nucleotide messenger RNA. Its product is annotated as dirigent protein 1-like. The transcript has 2 exons. The record is from RefSeq and is a predicted model, not a curated record. The coding region runs from base 38 to 748 and encodes 236 amino acids. Lineage: Eukaryota; Viridiplantae; Streptophyta; Magnoliopsida; Poales; Poaceae.